AUGCGAGCUUUGUGGGCAAGACCGUAUUCGCUGACAAUUCUAUCUGCAGGGAACGAGGCUCGCGCGAUCCGGAUCCUGGAGAUCAUGAACGACUUCCGCACCUUGCAGGUCCACAUCUCGUCCCUGAUUACACGCACUGAGGCGACCCCUCCAGAUGAGCAAUCCUACUAUCUUGACGGCUAUGUGGUCUUGAGACAAUGCGCCGCUGAGUCGCAAGCUAUUCUGGCUACCCUCUAUAACCCGGGGAAUUUGGGGCUUCAGUCUGGACACAUCCCGGAGACCGAAGUCCAGAAGGCAACACUGCAGAGAAUCAUCCUCGAUGCUUCGACAAGAAGACUGCAAGCACACAAAAUAUACCUCCGGGCUUCGGCUGCUAUGCGAUGGGUGCAGAUGCGGGCGCAACUGUUGCGAGGCGAGAAACCAAGCCAAAGACAUGUCAACGGGCUACGGGCGAUUGAUCAAAGACUGCGAGAGGAACUCAACCAGAUCACCGACGAACACGUUGUUAACGACUUGCACACUGCGGACCGCCGCAUGGGGUACUGGCUUGACGAAGAUCCAACCCUGGAACGAAUGUUGACGUGGAUUCGAAUGCAGCGAUGA
Messenger RNA from Capronia epimyces CBS 606.96, 603 nucleotides. RefSeq lists its product as uncharacterized. NCBI's taxonomy places the organism in Eukaryota, Fungi, Ascomycota, Eurotiomycetes, Chaetothyriales, Herpotrichiellaceae. The transcript is spliced from 3 exons. The record is from RefSeq and is a predicted model, not a curated record. Bases 1 to 603 code for a protein of 200 amino acids.